Vicia villosa (hairy vetch) is the source of this 1018-nucleotide messenger RNA. RefSeq names its product protein PARTING DANCERS-like. The record is from RefSeq and is a predicted model, not a curated record. Bases 194 to 925 code for a protein of 243 amino acids. NCBI's taxonomy places the organism in Eukaryota, Viridiplantae, Streptophyta, Magnoliopsida, Fabales, Fabaceae. The transcript is spliced from 9 exons. Gene Ontology annotation, biological process: resolution of meiotic recombination intermediates.
UACAUUUCACGCUUAAAUGUUCUUUCGUCGAGGCGGGAAACUACUACUUUGUUUUUUUGUUUGUGUGAACGAACGGAGACCAACGCGCUUCCCUCCGAUCUCAUUUCCGUGCUGUGUAACGAUAACCACCGCACACCGCCGUAACAGAAUUCUUCAUCUGCCGCUGAGACAUUGUUGACUCUGUGAUUCACUCAUGGAUACAUACAGAAGAGGCUCAACAACUCCGUCAAAUGCAUCAUUCUCCGGGACAAAUGGAGUCUGUUUGAUGAGAAGUUCUUGGAAAGAGGAUCAACAUUCAUCCUUCAUUGACUUUAUCUCCACUUUCCUCUCUGCAAAUUCAUUUCGCCUUAAUUUUGUGCCAAUUGCUCCAGACUUUAUUUUCAAUUGUGGAGGUUUGUCUGUGGCCUUCAUUUUUGUGACAAACUGGGAUUGCAACAAUGUGGCUCCGAUCUUCAACAGAGUUCAGCGACUGAAGGCUCAAUUUUCACGUUUUUAUGCUGUUAUCACACUCCCAGGAAAAGAGGAAAUGGAUUCGUUUAUUGAGUCAUAUUUCAAAUUUAGGAUGGUGAUUGGCAAGCCUACAUUUAUACCCGUUAAGGACUUGGAGAUGGGGUUUGAAAAGAUGGUAAAAAUUGCCCAUUCUUCUGGAGUAUACAAGCAGGAGGGAAUUGAAGAAAAAUUUAAAGCUGAGAGGAAGCGGUUGGUGCAAGGAAUGAACUUUUACCUUAAAGUUGUUACAUCAAUCCCAGGCAUUGACAAUCACGAUGCAAAUGCGCUCAGUCAAGCUAUUGGUUCUGUCCAAGCAAUUGCCAAGGCAUCAAAAGAGCAAAUUCUGGAGAACACAGAUCUUUCCACUGACAAGGCAGAGAUGGUUUCAAGGUUUCUUAGGGAUCCAAAGUUUUACUUAAGUCCUAAGAUCAACUAAUCACAAAAUAACAAAGGAAUCCAGAUUUUAGUUUUAGUUUUGUGUGAAUAUACGAAAAGCAGCACUUUCAACUGUUUUAAUAUGGGAUUUAUG